Angiostrongylus costaricensis is the source of this 588-nucleotide messenger RNA. NCBI's taxonomy places the organism in Eukaryota, Metazoa, Nematoda, Chromadorea, Rhabditida, Metastrongylidae. The record is from the annotation of a GenBank genome assembly.
AUGCUGUUUGGCAGUAAAGAAGAAGAUUUUUGCUUAAACGCAAAAAUGUUCAUCGUGCUUACUUUAACUGUACAAGGAGCGAUAGCCGAACUGGUCGUAGUAAAUGCUACGAAUCGGGAACCAAAUGAAUCAACGGAGUUGUCCAACUACACUGCCCCAUCACACAGCUCAUUUGUGCAGCUAAGACAUCUGGAAAGAGUGAAUGUCCCAACCGAUAAUAAAUUAACGGACCUUUGCACGAGUGCAACAAAGGCAAAAGACUGCAACGAUCAAUACGUCGAAACAAUUCUGUCGACUGUGGCUGGUCUAGGCCGUCAUAUUGUCACCGUUUUUGGAUUCAUCUUAUUCCUGGAAAAGUUGAGUAGCUUACAUUUGCGAGUUCUGAUAAACUGUCAAAAAAUGGUGUGCGGGCCAAAAUGUAUGGCGUUCAUGAUCUUCAUGAGCAUUUGGGGCACCAUAUUUUUGUCAAUCGUCGGCGCUCUGUAUUAUAACGAAUCUGUAGGCCUAUUCGAAGAUAUGCCCAAAGGAGAUCCGAAAAAAUGUCACAUUCGAGACUGGGAAUGUCGCAAGAGGGAAAUCAUCGAGUAA